Molecule: messenger RNA, 984 nt
Organism: Danaus plexippus (monarch butterfly)
Lineage: Eukaryota; Metazoa; Arthropoda; Insecta; Lepidoptera; Nymphalidae
Product: retinol dehydrogenase 11-like
Exons: 1
Coding region: 1-984 (327 amino acids)
Source: RefSeq, a predicted model, not a curated record
AUGAUUGUGUUGUUCAUCAUUCUUGUCAUCAUAAUAGCUAUCCUGGGUAUUGGGAUUUAUCAGAAAAAUACUAAUAAUAUAUGCAGAUCGAAGAAGAGGCUUGAUGGGAAAACAGCUCUUGUGACUGGUGGAACUUCCGGAAUGGGACUCCGGAUAGCAAUGGACUUCGCCGAUAGAGGAGCGCGGGUGAUCAUCGCCUGUCCCUUCGUGGAGGAAGGGAUGUGGGCCAGAAGAAAGAUAGUCGAGAAAACGGAAAACGAUAACGUCGUCUUCAAACUAUUAGAUCUGUCAUCUUGUAAGCUGGUCCGGAAAUUCGCUGAGGAAAUAAAUCAAAACGAAGAGAGGCUGGACAUCUUAAUAAACAAUGCUGGCAUUGGGUCAAUGAACGAAAGGUUGACCAAGGAUGGAAUGAACUGCACCAUGCAAGUUAACUACUACUGUCAGUUCAUGUUGACUUUGUUGUUGAUACCCUUGAUGAAGAGGACCGCGACAGCAUCAGAGCCCGCCAGGGUCAUUAACACCUCCUCAGUCUUACACCACUUUGGUUCUACCAAUUUCGAAAUGUUGAAUGCUUUAAACUAUUGGUAUUUUUUACAAGUUUACGCUAACAGUAAACUGUGCGUCGCGAUGUUUACACGUGAAUUAUCGAAGAGAUUAAAAGGCUCGCAUAUCUCUGUGAACGUGGUGGAUCCGGGUGCCGUGGGCACGCCUAUAUUUCAAGAUUUAGGCAAAUAUUACGGAGCCAUAACAACGUUUUUGUUCAUAUCCCUGUUCAAGACUCCGUUUCAGGGCGCUCAGACAGCUAUCCACGUGGCAUUAGACAAGAGAGCUGGCCAAGUGAGUGGCGAAUUUUUCAAGAACUGCAAACUAUCCCAGGCUAAUGCCACGGCUCGCUGUGAAGUAUUGGCUAAAGAACUAUGGAAACACACCCAGAACCUAGUAAAUAUGAGUGACGAGGAAAUAGAUAGUUGUUUACAUUCAUGA